Messenger RNA from Gossypium arboreum, 657 nucleotides. Its product is annotated as metacaspase-9-like. NCBI's taxonomy places the organism in Eukaryota, Viridiplantae, Streptophyta, Magnoliopsida, Malvales, Malvaceae. The transcript has 3 exons. Gene Ontology annotation, biological process: proteolysis. Gene Ontology annotation, molecular function: cysteine-type endopeptidase activity. The record is from RefSeq and is a predicted model, not a curated record. The coding region runs from base 1 to 657 and encodes 218 amino acids.
AUGUCUGUAAAUAAUCAGCUGCCUCCUGAGUUUGAGCUACGACCUUACCUGUGGGACGUCGACUUCGGGCACUUUAUUCAGCAACUACCAAGUGGAUUAAGCUUCACAAUCGUUUCUGAUUCCUGCCACAGUGGUGGUCUGAUUGAUAAAAGUAAAGAACAAAUUGGACCCCAUAGUACUCUAAGGGCUAUACCAUCACUAUCUGUUGAUUACAGGACUAGGGGCAUUUCCAUUGAAACCUUAUAUCAGAGCCUACAAACAGCAGCCAACGUUAUGAGCACGACGUCAAGCUUCUUAGACAAAACAGCAGUUGCCAAUGCCAGGAUGAGGGAAUCUGAAAUUCUGUUAAGUGGGUGCCAAGCCAAUGAGUUUUCAAUUGAUAUGCGAGCGAGUGACAAAACCAGAGGAAAGGUAUUUGGGGCCUUUACCUAUACAGUUCUGAAGGUCAUCAAGGAAAGCAACGGUGCAUCAUCCAAUAGACAGCUUGUGGUGAAGGCUAGGAAUGAAAUAAUAAACCUAGGAAUUGGUAAGCAGCACCCUUGCCUUUAUUGCAGUGAUGAGAAUGUUGAUGCAGGUUUUCUUGGCUACCAUCCCAAUUCCCAACACCAGUAUGAGUACGUAAGCUACCAGCUUUCAAUCAGGGUUAUCGAUCGCUAG